Gambusia affinis (western mosquitofish) is the source of this 2073-nucleotide messenger RNA. RefSeq names its product protein O-fucosyltransferase 2 (gene pofut2). The transcript is spliced from 9 exons. NCBI's taxonomy places the organism in Eukaryota, Metazoa, Chordata, Actinopteri, Cyprinodontiformes, Poeciliidae. Gene Ontology annotation, molecular function: peptide-O-fucosyltransferase activity. The record is from RefSeq and is a predicted model, not a curated record. Gene Ontology annotation, biological process: protein O-linked glycosylation via fucose. The coding region runs from base 85 to 1419 and encodes 444 amino acids.
AGAGAAGAAGAAGAAGUUGUUGGUAGUUGCUCGGCAACUACAGACGCUUUCCCCGCUUCCGGAAAUGCGUGGCUGGGAGGAAAAAUGGCGUAUAGCCCACUGCAUAUUCCUCUUAUAUGUGUGGCAUCAACGCGUUUGUUUAGCCCUUUCUUUUUGUCUAUUUCCUUCGCUUUUGCAUUACAAACAAUAAAUUCUGAAGAUGUGUUCAGUGCGAGCCGCACGACUUCAGUGUCAAUCUCUGCAGCAAAGGAUCUUCGGUACCUUUUAUAUGAUGUAAACCCACCUGAAGGGUUUAAUUUGCGAAGAGAUGUAUACAUCCGCAUGGCCUCACUGGUCAAGACUUUGAGGGAAGAAGGGGAUGACUGGGUAUUGGUCCUCCCCCCUUGGGGUCGACUCUAUCACUGGCAAAGUCCUGAUAUCCACCAGAUUCGUAUCCCAUGGGGAGAGUUCUUCAGCCUGACCAGCCUGCAAGCCAACAUACCUGUUAUUGAGUAUGAGGAAUUUAUUGCUGAAAAUGGAGGCCCUUUCAUAGACCAGGUGCUUGUGCUACAAAACUAUGCUGAGGGAUGGACUGAUGGAAAAUGGGAGGAAAAAGUGGAUGAGCGUGCAUGCAUUGAGAAGCUACUGUACACCAAGGAUAAACAGGGCUACUACAGGGGCUGGUUUUGGGGCUACGAAGAAACAAGGGCUCGAAAUGUGACAUGUUUAUCAGCUCAAGGCCAUGCAUCCAUCAUGGCCCCAGUUCUUCAGAAAAACUUCACAGCAAUCUCAGUCAUGCUUGACAGAGCAGAGACUCUCCUACAUGAUCACUAUGCUGGAAAAGACUAUUGGAAUACCCGGCGCAGCAUGGUUUUUGCCAAGCACCUGCGACUCAUAGGGGAUGAUUUCAGAGCAAAAUAUCUGAACUCCACAGAUGACACAGACCGUACACUAUAUAAUGAAAACUGGACCCGCAUGAAAUCCAAGCCUGGCUCUGCUAUAGGAGGUCCAUAUAUUGGGGUUCAUCUUCGCAGAAAGGACUUCAUCUGGGGUCACAGAGAUGAUGUGCCCAGCCUGAAAGGGGCAGCCAAAAAGAUACGCAGUAUGAUGAAGAAAUAUAAGCUUCAGACAGUGUUUGUUGCAACUGAUGCAGAUGGAGAAGAACUGAGAGAGCUGAAGAGAUUGUUGCCAGACAUGGUGCGGUUUGAGCCAUCCAAAGAGGAUCUGGAGCUGCUCAGAGAUGGAGGAGUGGCUAUUAUUGACCAGUGGAUAUGUGCUCAUGCAAGGUUCUUCAUUGGGACAUCAGUUUCCACCUUCUCUUUUCGGAUUCAUGAAGAAAGAGAAAUCCUGGGGUUCAAUCCCAAAACCACGUACAACCGAUUCUGUGGAGACUCUGAGAAACAAUGUGAACAGCCCACACACUGGAAAAUUGUGUAUUAACUUUACCUCCACCUCUUCUGAAGCACAAGUGCCAAAAGCAGUAUUACAACUGACAGAUUUCUGAAAAAAGAUCUGUUUGGGAAUUUUCCAUGGUUUCAGUGUUAGAUGGCCACUGUGUUUGAACUUUAUGCUUAAAAGGCUCAGGCUCUGCUGCUCAACAGUGUAGACUUCAGAAAUUUAAUUUGUAUAUAUUUUUAUUUACAUCGAUGGUCUGUGAAUCAUUCAUGAAAGGGUAUUGUAUUUAAUGCAUUAUAUUUCUAACUCACAAGUGGAGUGAAUAAUGUUAAGUGGAGACUGACACUAGUGUAUGACUGUAUUUGAGUUAGAUUUGAUAUUAUCAAAAAUGUUUCUUACUGUUUAAAAAUUCUGAAGAAUUUUAAGAAUUAUGUACAAAAAAAUCAAAAGCACAUCAAGAGGAAGGAACCUAAGCUUGCUAAGUGUGAAGAUCCACCAUUCAAUAAAGAUUUGUUUACAGAAAGUGUAUAUGCAUAACUGAAAUAUUUUUUUUAUUUUUUUUUUAUUCUUAAAAAAGCAAUGUAAAUCAAAGGAUUAAAGAUUAGGUAUGCUUUUUUUCUAGGCAGAUAGUUAAACUUUAUAGCACUAUCAAUUAGACAUGUUACCUUCAGUUGUAAUUUUUUUUAAAUGAAAAAAAUC